AUGGGCCUUUGUCAAAGUGAAGAAGUAAAGAAACUGAAGGAAAGAAGUAAAGUGAUUGAUCGUGAAAUCGUUGAAUGUGCGAUCGAAAAUGCCAACGCUAUUAAACUGUUAUUACUUGGUGCUGGUGAUUCUGGCAAGAGCACAUUGCUAAAGCAAAUGAGGAUUUUGCACAGUAGUGGCUUUACGCAGGAUGAACUGAUGAAACAACGUUUGGUUGUAUUCGAGAAUGUAAUCGGUGCAAUGGAUGUUAUCUUACGAGCUAUGAAAAAUUACGGCGUUAAAUUCAGCGAUCCAGCCAAAAAGACUAAUUCAGCUGUCAUUGCUCAAGCGAUUAACACAGAAUUAAAAUCAAUAACUAAUGAGAUUGCAACUGCAAUUAAGAAUCUAUGGCAUGAUCCUGCCAUUCAGGAUAUUUGUGAAAGGCGAAAUGAUUUUCAUUUGCAUGAGUCUGCCAAACAUUUCUUGGACAAUAUUGAUCGGAUAGCAGCGGUAGAUUAUGAACCGAGUGAGCAAGAUAUACUGUUAACCAGAAUAAAAACGACUGGAAUUGUGGGAAUUCAUUUUAUUAUUAGAAAUAUCCGAUUCAGAGUAUUUGAAGUGGGCGGACAACGGUCAGAGCGGAAGAAGUGGAUUCAUUGUUUUGAUGAUGUCAACGCUGUUAUAUAUGUUGCAGCUAUUAGCGAAUAUGCCGAAGUUUUAUUCGAAGAUGAUACUACUAAUCGUAUGGUAGAAAGCAUGCUUUUAUUUGAAACGAUAUGCAACAGUCGAUGGUUUAUUAAUACUUCCAUUAUUUUAUUCUUGAAUAAAAAAGAUUUGUUUGUUGAAAAACUCAAAUCGCAAUCAAUCAAGAUAGCCUUUCCUCAGUAUAACGGUCCUGAAACAUAUGAGGACUCGAUAGCUUUUAUAAGGGAAAGUUUUGAAGCAUUAAAUGCUAAUCCGGAAAAAGUGAUUUAUGUGCAUCAAACUUGUGCCACUGAUACCAAUCAGGUUCAAAUGAUUUUAGGUAGUGUCAUCGUUAUGGUGAUUGAAAAAAAUUUGAAGCGAGUUGGCAUGUUUCAAAGUAUUGUUAAGCAUACUUAA
Loa loa (African eye worm) is the source of this 1080-nucleotide messenger RNA. Its product is annotated as G protein alpha subunit 3. Gene Ontology annotation, molecular function: GTP binding; GTPase activity; G-protein beta/gamma-subunit complex binding. The coding region runs from base 1 to 1080 and encodes 359 amino acids. Gene Ontology annotation, biological process: adenylate cyclase-modulating G protein-coupled receptor signaling pathway. The record is from RefSeq and is a predicted model, not a curated record. The transcript is spliced from 8 exons. NCBI's taxonomy places the organism in Eukaryota, Metazoa, Nematoda, Chromadorea, Rhabditida, Onchocercidae. Gene Ontology annotation, cellular component: heterotrimeric G-protein complex.